UUAAAAUUUUAUUUCAAUAUGUAACCUGGAUUUUUAUCAAGCACUGCUAUGUUUUCUGAAGAUGGGGUAGCAGCAGGACAUCAUGACUCUAUAAGCACAAGCUCAGGAUAUACACCACUGACGUCGAAAGCUAACAUUUUAGUAAAGUUGAGAAGCAGAUCAGUAUUUAACUUUACAAGAGAUAGAUGUUUAAAUUUAGAUUGCAGUUUCAAAAACAGAAGCAAUUCUCGGAAUAGGGAAAACGUUAGCACAAACCACACAACCAAUGCUGAUACUCAUAUUUCUUGAAGCAGAGCUUAUAAAAGAAGACAUCGAGGGACUCUUGGAGAAUAUUUGUUCACAACUCAAUCCUUAAAUAAUACGUUCAGGUUUCCCAGAAAAUCGUUGUAUUUUGAUGAAAUUUCUUCGAACAAGCCAAAAUUUACACCAAAAGAAGAGCCAAAAUAACUUAACAGAGGAGGUAGUAGUUAUUGCUCCUCCUACCAUUCUGAACAAGAAAAGAAUUUUUUCAAAACCUGACCCGGCUGCCGACAGGCAGCCAGGCUCUGGCUCGAAAAACUUUAAGGAGUUUAUGAACAAUCCUUAUAAGUAUCAGAAGUGUUCAGGGAAAUUAGGCAAGCAUCUUCAGAAGAGUAUACAUAAGAAGUAUACACCUCAGGAGGCACUUCCUCGUCAAAAAUUUACCUUAAAAAAUCUUGAAAAGUAUACUCCAGGCUACUUGAAAUGUACUGAAAAUUCAAAUAUCAGGGAAUACAUGAUUGUAGCCAACCUCGAAGGUGAUAAGAAGCUGACUAAAGAACAGAUCAAGAAUUUGGAAGAUCAGAUCCAGACUCAGAGGAUGAAGUUUAUGAGAAAGAAGGAUAAAAUGACUGGAAAGAACACUGAUAAGGAUCUUGGCAAAUUUAUUAAGAAGUGCAGUAAGAAUAAAGAUCUGAAUAUGAUGAGUGGCAAUUCACUCAAUGGUGGCAAAAUGAAUGCUCUUAAGAAGGAAAGGAGGAAGCGUGUAUCUAAAGAAGCAAAAUCUCAGAAAACAGCUGAAUCGUCAAGAACAGUUUUAGAUCCUGAAAAUAAUGCUAUUUAUAUUUCAAAUAGAUUACAAAAUUCACAUGAUGGAUUAUCUCUCAAAGGACAGAAAUCAACCAGGAAAAGUAAAAAAUCUAGCAGAUUUAACACCGAACAGCCCGAUUUGGACUGUCCAAAGGUCAUAUCUGAUAAUGAUUCCUGUCAGGGAAGCCCAUUGGCCAGAUCAAAAUCUCCUUCUGAAAGAACCCUGAACAAAUAUCUUCAAAUGCUUUUGGAUGAAAAGAAUGGUGUAAACAGAAAAGAAAGGUCAUUUAAAGGCAAGAAGCCACAAAAUUAUGACGAAAUUUUCGAAUCUGCUGAUUCUGGAAAAAAUAUCUCUAAUGACAAACUUGAGUGGCAAAGCAACCAGUUUGAGCAUGAGUUAGAAGAGCAACAGAAGAAGUAUCAUGAACAAAUUGAAGACCACCACCAAGCUGAUCAAAAGAGAUCGAGAGGUGAUGAAUACAGUAGCACUCAAAAUGGAGGAUCAAAGAAUAUCUAUUCAAGUGCUCAGGCUUUAGAUAAUCAAAAAGUGUAUUCUGAUGCUUCCCACCAAGUAAUAAAACAAGGUCGCAUGGAUAGAAUUAAGUAUAUGGACCAAGAGAAUUUUAAAACAUUUGAGAAUUUAACUGACCAAGCUCAGGGAAGAAAUGAAAAUAUCCCUUAUGAAGCUCUAGAACAAGCAGUUGCUUCAAGAUCAAAUUCUCCCUUAAUACCUCGUAUUAGGUCUAAGAUGACUACGAAAGAACAUUUUCUUAAGUCCAAAAAAUCAAAAGCUUCCGUGUGGGUUGUACCUGAUAGCAUUAAAGUAUACACAGAAGAUGAUAAGAAGACUGGAUUCAAUUUCCAAUGAGAAGAAUGAGUAAAAGAUCCUUCAUAUGUGUCAACAAAGAAGCCUCCCUUUCUAUUUAUUCAAUAAAUUACAACAAAA
This is a messenger RNA of Moneuplotes crassus, 1993 nucleotides long. The record is from the annotation of a GenBank genome assembly. Lineage: Eukaryota; Ciliophora; Spirotrichea; Euplotida; Euplotidae.